Molecule: messenger RNA, 1199 nt
Organism: Sphaeramia orbicularis (orbiculate cardinalfish)
Lineage: Eukaryota; Metazoa; Chordata; Actinopteri; Kurtiformes; Apogonidae
Exons: 9
Coding region: 1-969 (322 amino acids)
Source: RefSeq, a predicted model, not a curated record
AUGGUGUUUGGCCACUUCCAGCCUGCGUGCCUCGAGGACUUCUGCCAGCUUCUGCAGGACUUGGUCGUGGCGCCACCGGUACCGACCCUGAGCCAGAGCUGUUUUGCAUCUCCACAGAGCAGCCUGAGGGUCAAAGGUGUCUGUGUCGUGCUGUGUCUGGAUCUGGAGAAUGUUUCUUCAGUCUCUGUGGACGUCCGUCCAAACCUUCAGCAGUUCUUCAGAGGAGACAGUUUGUCUGUGAGUUGUGCAGAUGUUCAGACAGAUGGAUGGACAGUGAAGAGGAGACUGAAGAAUGGAAAAACCCAGACAUGUGGGAACAGUGAGAGGACCUUUGGAGAGAUAGUUGGUUCAUCCUGCGUCUCACAUGUUGUGGCAGAUUCCAGUGGAGUUUACUGGUGUGAGACCAGUUCAGGACAGCAGAGUGAGCAGGUGUCCAUCACUGUAACAGAAGAGUGGACCAUCUCUGUAGACCACCUGUCUGAUGCAGACCAGUACUCCUGUUAUGUUCCACUGGUUGGUGAAUCUGCACAGAGCAGCCUGAGGGUCAAAGUUUCCGCUACCAAUGAUCACACAACUUCAUCCUCUGAUCCAGGUUCCUCCCCAGAUCCAGAUUCUUCCUCUGGUUCCACCACCCCAGUCAUCAUAGCUGUGGUCUCACUGGUUGUCCUGGUUCUGAUUCUGGUUCUGCUUCUGCUGCUGUGGAAGAAACACAAAGGCGACAGUGGCUCCUCCCCUCCUGCAGAUGUCACCUAUGCUGACGUCACCAUCGCUCAGGCAGCCAAUAGGAGAGAUAAACAUCAUGGAGAGGCUGAGACAGUGUACGCUGGAAUCAAAACAAACACUGAAGGAGCUGAGGACGUCACCUACAGUCACGUUGUCAUCAAAGAUCAGAGGUCAUCUGGACGGAACCAUGCUCAGUCGCCUGAUCCUGACGUGGUUUAUUCAUCGGUCAGACCAAGAAACACAUGACCAGGAACACACGGCAGGUUACUACGGCAACGCAGAUGCCAGCAUCCACGUGUUUUCUUUCUUAACCAGUAAAUGUAGAUCAGCUGAUGGGUGGAUCUAUCUGUUUUAUUGGUGCAGAGCUGUAGAUGUUCACUUUUGUUCCCUUGUAUUUAACAGAUGUUUUGUUUCUUCGCUCCACACUGCCCUCUGGUGGUGAUGUCAUGUAUUAAAUUAAACUGGACUGAAUCCUG